CAGUCACUAUGAUGGACGAGGUGUCUUCACGCUUCUUUCUCUUCCGGACUGUUGUUGGCGCCAUGCUUUCUCAAAUCAGCGUCUUUCUUUUAGUUCCCUCUUUAAUAGCUUUCUCAACAAAGUUUCCGAAAGCCCUUGACAACAAAGAAUCAGAUUGCUCAAUAAAAGUCGCUUUCAGUUGCAUGGUUAUUUCAACCAGUAUUGAAUCUCUUUUGUGGUGUUGGACCUUAUUUACUAUAUUCGUCGCCGUGGAGUCCAAAGGAUACUGUCAUUUAAAAUGUUAUCACAUUGAAGUAUUACUUCACUUUAUCUCAUUUGGAAGUUCCGGUGUAGGGGUAACGAUAUUUGCUUACAAACACAACAGAGAAGUGUGGUACUGGAUAUUUGCUGUGGCAGGCGGCGCAUGCGCAGGAGGAAACGCUUUUCUUGGAUGCUGUUGUCAAAAUAUAAAGCGAAGUGUCAAAGAUCGAUUUGGAGCAUUGGAUCUUGAUGGAAUAUCAGAUAAAAAGCUUCUUAUUUCAAAGACUUGA
Messenger RNA from Saccostrea cuccullata (small rock oyster), 530 nucleotides. RefSeq lists its product as uncharacterized. NCBI's taxonomy places the organism in Eukaryota, Metazoa, Mollusca, Bivalvia, Ostreida, Ostreidae. The record is from RefSeq and is a predicted model, not a curated record. The coding region runs from base 9 to 530 and encodes 173 amino acids. The transcript is spliced from 3 exons.